AUGAUGGGAAAACAACCAGCACGACCCCUCCCAUUCACGCCGCUCUCAGAGCUGUACCCUGAUAGCGAACCACCAAGCAAGAAGCCAAGAGUUGACACCACACAGUAUACAAGGUCGAAUCGAAGGGCUCGGGCUUUCCCCAGAAUACAACCGCCAACAACCACAUCGCAAAGCUCCUCACGGUCGCUUUCAUCAAAUGCUGACACCGAUGAUCCAAUCGAUGUACCAUGGUGGGAUCCCAAAGUCACGGAGAGCUCUGCGUCCUCCAGCGGCAGGGCCUCUGUUGAACAGACGACGACUCGGUCCAUCAAAGGCCGUCCCAAACCAUCGAAAAAGUAUAAAUCAGCUCGUAAGACGUCACGGAUUGGUCAGGAUAGUCCCACAGAGGAAGAAAGAAUUGAUUAUCAUGAUCCGAAGAUGAGCGAGGAUUUCCUUCCAUUUGGUCCACCAUGGCCACCAAACGAGACAAGAGACAGGGGGGAAAGCCCACCGAAGCCAAAGGAUAAGGCGGACCGAGGAAACGUAAUCUCUGCAAUCUCGCCCAUGCAGAGUAUGAUCAAGAUGAUAGCUGCAGGCGACUACAUUCCGUUUUCUCCAGACAGCCCUAUAGUAAUUAGACAGCAGCAGGAAGUUUUCCCGCCAGGGCCACGACGUUCCUCUGUCGUCCCCUUAAACCUGAGAACUCGAAUAGGGAAUCAGAGCCCCUUCGAGUUUGAUCAGGUAAAUGAUCCGCCGCCAACAGUCGCUGCAGAAGCGCAGACGGAGACAUACCAGGCAGUGGAGGAGGUGUCGAUCCCAAACCUUGGUGCUGAACGUCCGCAAACUGAAGUAGACUCGACACUAUGGAGCCCGGUCUUAUUGGGGGUCAGAGAAGAGCGAAAGGAUGGAAACCGGGUAUGGCCGGCAAGAAAAGGAGGGAUCUACUGCGAUACGUGCUUUCGUGACGAGUGCAUCCGGUGGAUUCGAGCUCGGGACAAAGCCCUGAGUGUAUCUCGAUUGCUCGGGGCUGAUGGGGAGCCAGAGGGCAUGAAUCCCAUCGAGUCUGUCAUAUUCCCGGAUCAGAUAAAACACCGUGCCAACAAGCUGUUUCGUCGCACUCCACUUGACGUUCUCGGUCUCGCUCUGCUUCGAUAUUUGGCCCAAACGCGUGUUGAGGCUCUGGGAGAGGACAUGCAGGAUGAGGUGACUGGGACACUGGACUCUUUGCGUCAAGACAUUCGUCUGUCGAAAGGCCGGUUAAAGCGACUUGAGAGGCAGUGCCGGACUUUGGUGGAGACUUGCGUGGUUUCCGAAUCCGACCAAAAUAAGAUCAUUCCAGAAGGCGUUGUGUGGCUGUGGGAGUUUGAUGCUCUGUUGCAGGAUGUGAAUAAGAGGUCGUCGAAUGAAACACCCCUGGACAUGUCUUUUGCGACAACUUUAACAAACAGAGCCCAUGAGGCAGCGAUCGAUGAAUUGUGGAACAUGGCUGUUGCGCAUAUCAAUGUGAAGGACUCAAUGGGUCAUCGGACGAAGACUGAAUUGCUGAGGUUGAUUGGAACAGCCAUGGCCCAGGCAGCGACGAAGUCUGAACAAGAGAAUCGAGGUAGAGCAGGAGAACCACUCCCAUGUCAAUACUGUGCCCAGUCAGAGUCUGUUAACUCCAGAACCACUCGGAACUCAAAUGGUCGAGCUGUCAAAGUAAAACCGUGGAUCGAACCACUGGUCUGGUCAGGCGAGAUGAGUGAGGAGACUGCAUCGAGUGCCAGUGCCGAAGAGUUCUUUCGUCUUGUCGAGUCGAGAGGCGCGGUGAUGGCGGAGGUAUCAGGCAUCAAAUUUCUGGUGGACUCGACCGGCGGCAAAAGGCGGAUUGUGCUGGUGGAAAUGGCGAGUGUGCUUGAUGACAUGUGGAAGGAGCGGCAGGAAGACAAGAGAUUUAGCUCAAUCCCUGCUAUUGCUGCCGAUGGAAGAGAGUCGUUACGAUGGAGAUCUGCAAACCCGCCAUAUAUGUAA
Messenger RNA from Podospora pseudopauciseta, 1989 nucleotides. RefSeq lists its product as uncharacterized. The record is from RefSeq and is a predicted model, not a curated record. Bases 1 to 1989 code for a protein of 662 amino acids. NCBI's taxonomy places the organism in Eukaryota, Fungi, Ascomycota, Sordariomycetes, Sordariales, Podosporaceae. The transcript has a single exon.